Molecule: messenger RNA, 1392 nt
Organism: Ilex paraguariensis (yerba mate)
Lineage: Eukaryota; Viridiplantae; Streptophyta; Magnoliopsida; Aquifoliales; Aquifoliaceae
Source: the annotation of a GenBank genome assembly
AUGUCUAGUUUUUCCAAUAUAACAUGGCGAUUUGAGGUGAGAGAAAAUGCUACACACCUUGUCCGGGUGCACUUUUGUGACAUUGUCAGUAGGACCCUCAAUUUUUCGAUAUUCAAUUUCUACAUUUUCAGCAAGUUCGAUCAGUUGAUCAAUCCAUACCACACAUUUCCCCAGUUGGUAGUUCCUUUUUACUAUGAUUUUGUGGUUGAUACGGAUGAUUCGGGUUUUUUGAAUGUCAGUAUUGGUCUCCGGAAUGAUUCGAAGCAUCAGUCAGCCUUUCUGAAUGGGCUGGAGAUUAUGCAGCUAAUCAAAGAAGUGGGAUCAGCUCCAAAGACAACGGAGCCAACUACAAAACAUUGGCGUAUGAUAGUUCGUUCAGUUGUUGGAGGUGUGGCUGUUAUCCUCAUAUUGGUAAUGGUGGUUUUGUUUGGUUUGAAAUACAGUAAGAUUACUCAACAAUCCAGCAGAGGCUCACCUCUUCCAAAUUUGAACCUCGGAUUAAAGGUAAGUUUUGCUGAUUUACUAAGUGAACCAGGACAUGGCCAGGGCCUUCCAGAGUUCCAAACUGAGAUCAUGGUCGUAUUGAAAAUUCACCAUCGCCAUCUUGUUUCUUCGAUUGGGUAUUGUGACAAAAGGUCCGAAAUGAUACUGAAAUCGGAUGUGUACUCUUUCGAGGUGGUUCUGCUUGAAGUUUUUUGUGCUAGACCAGCCAUUAGAAGCUUGCUUCUGCGGGAUCAAGUGAACUUGGCUGAUUGGGGGAUGUCUUGGCAAAAGAAAGGACAGCUCGAAAAAAUUGUUGAUCCUUUCCUGGAGGACAAAAUUAAUCCCAAUUCACUGAGAAAAUUUGGGGAAACAGUGAAGAAGUGUUUGAUGGAUUGUGGGAUUGGCAGGCCCGGAAUGAUCGAUGUGUUGUGGGAUCUGGAAUAUGCACUGCAGCUCAACCAAACCACAGUUCUAAGAGAGCCAUAUGAAGACAGGACCAUAGAUGCUUCAUUGGAGUUGUCAUUGCAUGUCGUUAAUCGCUUACCGUCUAAUAGCAUCACCAUGGAUGAAGAUGAAUGGACCCUGGGAGCGAUUGAUGGUUCAGAUACAAAUUUUUUAAAUGCUGGUGUGUUCUCCCAGUUGAAAGUUGAUGAUGCCAGAUAAACUCAUGCAGGGCUAGGUACUAUUACUUUCUGUUGUUUGUUUCUAUUUACAUUAAGUGAGAUCUUCUGCUUCAAUUUGGCGUAGACAUUAAAAUGGACAAAUGACGAUAAAAAACAAUAAUUACUGAUUUUUAUUUUUACUAGAAAAGAUUCUUUCAUUAAGUAGUAGAGAAACCAUUACAAUCAUUUGAUUUUUUGGUCAAUCUUUGAAUCUAUGAUAAUGCUAUUUGAUCAAUUGAGCGAUUAG